Gymnodraco acuticeps is the source of this 2160-nucleotide messenger RNA. RefSeq names its product FA complementation group L (gene fancl). Gene Ontology annotation, biological process: interstrand cross-link repair; protein monoubiquitination. Lineage: Eukaryota; Metazoa; Chordata; Actinopteri; Perciformes; Bathydraconidae. The transcript has 13 exons. Gene Ontology annotation, cellular component: nucleus; Fanconi anaemia nuclear complex. The record is from RefSeq and is a predicted model, not a curated record. Gene Ontology annotation, molecular function: ubiquitin protein ligase activity. Bases 253 to 1653 code for a protein of 466 amino acids.
UUGUUUUUCAUGGCGGGAUGUGGAGGUUUCAGGCAACUUCUUCUGACUUUCCUGACAAAAACAAGUAACACAUUGAGUUUUAAAAACUUUAAUUUAAAGUUAUACGUUCAAAUAUGUGAUUAAGGGUGCUCGUUUACUGAAACAUGCCUGCUAGUUAAUACUGUUAGGCUGGCCUCGCUAACGUUAGCUAUGGGAACAGUCCUCCUGGUUUGACAGCUAGUUUAGACCAGGUUUACACUCACUGUUAGUGCGAUGGAGAGUUCAUUGGUGAAAGACAACCCACUGCUUUUACCUCUCAACAAGGAGAAAACUAUUUAUGACGGAUUCAUUACAGUCCAGGAACGAGACUUCAGAUUGAGAAUACUACUACCACCAGAUCGUCAAGUUAAACAGGCCAGGCUGCACUGCUGCUGGCAGUUAAAACACCUGUUGCAUGGGUAUGAGCACAUAGUGAAGCAGAGGCAGCAGCAGUCGCCUGAUCUUGUCACUUUCAUUCUGGAGCUGAAGACCGUCUUGGAAGUGGGUCUGAAGAGCCGCCAUGAGUGCCGCUCCAUCCCGCCUCCACAGUAUUACGCUCAGCUCAUCUCUGAGAUGGAGACCCUUGGGUGGGGCAAGCUGCUCUUCAUAGACACGGAGUUCCGAACGUUGAGACUGAAAGCGGAGGACUCCUCCAGAAGGCAGCACAUUCUCAAUAUCAAACUCAAGUCUAAGCACCCUGUGGAGGCUCCUGAAUGCUCUGCUGACCUGCCAGUGCCUCUGGCCAUCACAUGGACACCACAGAGCACUCUGGAGCAGCUCCACAGUCAGUUCCUGCUGCUCCUGGAGUCCCUGACUGAGUUCUGGGAUGUCCUGGAUGAGAUUGACAGUAAGACCUGGAUUCUGGAGCCGGAGAAACCCAGCCGCUCCGACACCAUGAGGCGGAUCGCCAUCGGAAACAACACAUCCAUCAAGGUGGAGGUGGAUCCCAGACACCCAAAGAUGCUGCCAGAGUGCUGCCUGCUGGGAGCCGAGCAUGUGGUGACUCCGCUGAGGAACAAGCUGAACGCCAACAUGCACCUGUGGAACCCGGACUCCAGCGUCUUGCACAACCUCCGGGAUGUUUUGGAGAUCGAAUUCCCGUCACCUGCCACCCACGAAAAAUCUAGCUUCAGUGUGGAGUGUGGGAUAUGUUACUCCUAUCGUCUUGAAGAUGCGAUCCCUGAUCAGGUGUGCAAUGACCCUCGCUGCGGCCAGCCAUUUCACCAGGCCUGUCUUUACGAGUGGCUGCGAGCGCUCCCCUCCAGCAGGCAGAGCUUCAACAUUGUUUUCGGAGAGUGUCCUUACUGCAGCAAGGUAGGUGUGUUUGUGUUCCAUAAAGGCGUUCACUGCAGCCUCAAUAGAACACAUUCAUCUUACUUAAUUAGCACAAAUCUUUACAGAGCCUUCUCUCUACACUGUAUUCAGUUUUUCUCAUGCUGUUCCUUGUGUGAUGCACAAAGUGAAGUGUUUGAUACUCCAUAUCUAUCAUUUAAUCAAAGGCAGUUUUAUGACUUUGUUUGGGAAUCCUUCAUCUACAGUCCAGUUAGACACAAGAGCCCACUUCAUUUGUUCACAAAGCCAUCUCUCGUACCGCAUUCAAUAAGCUUCUCCUUCUGUUUCAGCCUAUUACGGUGAAAAUGGCCGCCCAGAAGUCCUAAGGAGUGUGUUCCAGUGAUGAAAGACUGGUAGAUCCCUUUAAUGUUUUUCAAAAAGGUUUGAAUUCACGUUGGCAAACACCAAGAGCAGCACCCAGGAAGAAGAAGACGCCGGCGAAAAAGAACAUGGAGAACCAUCCGUUCCUGCGCGUGGGAGGAGCUUCCUGUUCAGAGUUAUGUGUGUGUUCGUACCCCUGAAUCUGAGGCGGGUAACGGUCCUUCUCCUGGAGUUUUAGAGCUGCCCACUCAUGGGUGGGCCGCCCUCCCUCCCAUCUCCCCCCCUGUGCUUCACAGUGUUUCCUCCUGUGUGAUAGGAGCUGUCGUUUCUUUAUCUCCAUCGCGGAAAAGCCGUCUGUUUUUCUGCCCGUAUAUUUCUGUUAAAGAUUAAAGUGUUGGCUUUUUAUAUAGGUGUAAACUUUUUUUUUCUAAACUAAUAAUUAUUUGUUUUAUUUAACUUGUACAAAUAAACUUCACAGCAAAUCAAAAA